UUAUUUUUUGUAGAUUUACUAGGAACAAAGUUCCACAACUUGAGACAUUUAUAAUUAAAAAAUAAUUAAGACAUUUUUAAUAUGGGCAGUACAACAAAGUUUGUUGCUGAAUUCUGUGAUAUUAUAGAUUCCUAUGGAGGGCGGGAUAAGGUUAUGAAAGCGCUGUGCUACAGCGCCAAGCUUGUAGCUGGCUAUCAUCUGAAGCGGAAUCCCGAGUUGGCUAAGCGCUAUGCCACCGCCAGUUCAAAGAUAUCUGGAGCAAGAGCUACGCUACGUCUUAUCGAUGACAUACCAAUGAUACAAUAUGCUUUGGAAUAUGGGCUGGGGGAAAAUGAACCGGAUCGCAUUAUGGCAAUACUUGGCGUGACUGCAAAUAUUGUCGAUUUGCUAUACUAUCCGAUUGAGAAAAUCUGUUGGCUGUCUGAGCAUAAGAUUGUGGACGUAAAGCACGCUGACAAUUGGGAUAAUGCCAAUUCAGUAUUCUGGGUGCUUUCGGUUUACUUGAACCUAAUGCGCACACUUCGCAACUUUUGGCUGAAUCAGGAAAAGCUAAAUCGCAGUCAUGAGCUAUGCAGCCCUACGAAUAUUGAUGCCAAAUCGCUGGCCAAACAUCGUCUGGAGCUUAUGUCUAUCGCCCGCAUUUCACUGGACUUUGUGCAUGCCGUCAGCACCCUGCCCAAAGGCUACUUGUGGGGUGGCAAAUUGUCCACUUUUCAAGUGGGCGCCAUCGGAACACUAUCAGCUGGCUUGGGCAUCUACCAAAUCUUUGCUAAAAGAAGACUUUGCAAAUAAUUCUUGUGGUUAUCAGGGCCAAUAAAUAUUCAUCAGCAUUUGUAGCUAGUCGUUAAGAGGAAAUGUGGAAUUUUCAAGAAUUUGUAUAGUUCUUAAAUAUGUAAGCACAAAAUAUAUAAAUUAUUAACUAGAAAGUAUAA
Drosophila navojoa is the source of this 932-nucleotide messenger RNA. It is a transcript of the gene Pex11c, whose product is annotated as peroxisomal biogenesis factor 11c. Gene Ontology annotation, cellular component: peroxisomal membrane. NCBI's taxonomy places the organism in Eukaryota, Metazoa, Arthropoda, Insecta, Diptera, Drosophilidae. Gene Ontology annotation, biological process: peroxisome fission. The record is from RefSeq and is a predicted model, not a curated record.